AUGUCGUCAGACUCGAUCGCCGUCGUCGGGACAGCCACCGACGACAUCCGCCACUACAGGCACCACCACCGUCAUCAUCACCACCAUCACCUCCAUCACCACGGCAAACGACAUAAGCGACCACCUCCGCCGCCAUCGUUGCGGAGACCGCCGCCGCCGCCCGAGACUUUUGAUUCGGCUGUGACGGCCACGCGCGAUACACCGGACACCGCCGCAUACCAUCAUCCGGUCAAGUACACCGGAUCUGUAGCGGUCAACUGUCACGAUCAGAUGACACGAGUCGAAUUCGUCAGAAACCUAAUGGCCAAACACAGAAAGGUGCAAAUUGAAAAAGAAGUCUCGCUAUUAAUUACUGUAUCCGGUAUUAAAGUAUGCAGUCCAGAUGGCGAGGAGGUUUUAAUGGCUCACGGACUCAGGAGAGUUUCGUACGCUACGUGCGAUCCGGGUUGUAAACAGUUUUGUUUCCUGGCCAGACAGCCUGGUGGUCAUAUCAACAAACAGUACUGUCAUUUGUUCGUUACAAAGACGGCUGAACAGGCUGAGGGAUUAAAUUCUAUUGUGGGAAAUGCGUUUAGAAUGGCGUAUGCUGCCCAAUUGGAGCUGGAAAGACGAUCGGUGACGAACUCGCCAAAAUCCAAUUUGAAUAAUACUUCAUGGAUGAAAUUAAAUGAUAAAUUAAAUGUACAACGAAUCCAUAAUGGAUCUCCUUUAUCGAAGAAGCUUAUUGAAACUCCUAAACCAACUCCACCAACUACCUUACCAGGCGUACGUCCUUUUGACCAUAGCAAAGGUUUAGAUCUCACGCCAGGACAAUUUUCUACACCAACUAGUAGUGACGACAGUCCAGAUUUAAAUACAUAUAAGCGUAUGUUAGAAAAACCCCCAUUAAUUAAACGUUUAGCCAUGGGUUUAUCAGUACACAAUAACUGCUCUAACGAAGACUGGUAUCCGCUAGUUUGUAGCUCUUCUGUAUCAAGCUCACCGUCUACCAAUAGUGACGAUUGUAGUACUCCUGAAUCUUCUCAAGAAAAAUUAAAAGACAAUAGAUUAACUCAAUGUAAUGUACGAUCGCCAGACUCGCCCUCAAAUAUCAAACUUAAAAAUAAUUUGAUAUCAAACAGUAUGGACAAAACUCCAACUCCUCCACCUUUACCAGAACGAUCAGAUAGUCUUCUGGAUAAACCAGAAGAAUGUGAGUUAAAAAAAGCACCGUGGUUUCAAGCCGGAAUUCCAAGAGAAAUAACACUGGAAGUUUUAGGACAAGAACCAGUAGGAGCUUUUAUGGUUCGUGAAAGUACUACCAAACCAGGGUGUUUUGCAUUGUCAUUAAGAGUACCUCAAGAAUUUCAUCCUCUAGGAAUCGCUCAUUAUCUAAUACUCAGAACGAAUAAAGGGUUUAAAAUUAAGGGUUUUACGAAAGAAUUCACAACGUUGACCGCAUUAAUAACUCAUCAUUCAGUAAUGCCAGAGCUACUACCUUGUCCUUUAUCUUUGAGCCGAUACAAUCCAACAUUUGUAAAAUCUGAUUCCAAUCAGGAUUUUGCAGAUAUUGAUGCGGAUCCAGAUUACAAUACGCUUGCAGACUUCAGAAAAAUGAUGGCUGAUCUAAAUGUAUAAACUUUUAAAAUUUUAAUAAAACAAAGCAGUAUUAUAAUAAUUUAAAAAGAUUUGUAUUCUUAAAUUUAAAUAUAAUUUGUAAUAAUAAUAAUGUGAGUUAUAAGUAAAAACA
Rhopalosiphum maidis (corn leaf aphid) is the source of this 1729-nucleotide messenger RNA. Its product is annotated as tensin-3-like. Lineage: Eukaryota; Metazoa; Arthropoda; Insecta; Hemiptera; Aphididae. The record is from RefSeq and is a predicted model, not a curated record.